CUAUAAACACACCGUACACACUGCAAUCGCACACUCUUCAUCCCCUUCAUCAUCCCUCCACAACAAACCAAAUAGCACUAAAAAAAAAAUGGUUUUCUUUUACAGAGUAGCAAGAGCAUCAGAGUAUUUAGCCAUAACCGGGUUCCAAAUAAAAGACAUAAAACUAGCGAAAAAAGCAUGGAUAUUCCCAGGGCAAUCAUGCACAGUGUUCGACAUCUCCCCAGUGAACUACACCUUCGAAGUUCAAGCCAUGAGCGCCGAGAAACUCCCCUUCGUCCUCCCCGCCGUCUUCACCAUCGGCCCUCGUGUCGACGGCGAGGACAGUCUUCUCAGAUACGCCCGCCUCAUCUCCCCCCACGAUAAACUCUCAAACCAUGUCAAAGAACUCGUCCAAGGCGUCAUCGAAGGUGAAACUCGGGUGCUCGCUGCUUCCAUGACUAUGGAGGAGAUCUUCAAAGGUACCAAAUCUUUCAAAGAGGAGGUUUUCGAGAAGGUUCAAUUAGAACUCAAUCAAUUCGGGCUUUUGAUCUACAACGCCAAUGUGAAGCAGCUUGUGGAUGUUCGUGGCCAUGAGUAUUUCUCUUAUUUAGGGCAAAAGACACAGCAAGAGGCGGCGAAUCAGGCGAAGGUGGAUGUGGCGGAGGCGAAGAUGAAGGGGGAAAUUGGGGCAAAGACGAGGGACGGGCAAACGUUGCAGAAUGCGGCGAAGAUCGAUGCGGAGACGAAGAUAUAUUCGACGAAUAGACAAGGGGAAGGGAAGAAGGAGGAGAUCAAAGUGAAGGCGGAGGUGAAGGUGUAUGAGAAUAAGAGGGAGGCGGAGGUAGCGGAGGCGAAUGCGGAGUUGGCGAUGAAGAAGGCUGGGUGGGCGAGGAAGGCGGAGGUGGCGCAAGUGGAGGCGGAGAAGGCGGUGAAGCUGAGAGAGGCGGAGUUGCAGAUGGAGGUGGAGCGAAGGAAUGCUUUGACACAAACGGAGAAGUUCAAGGCCGAGUGUCUUAGUAAAGCCCUUGUUGAUUAUGAGAUGAAGGUGCAAGAAGCAAACUGGGAGCUGUACAAGAAGCAAAAGGAAGCGGAAGCAUUGCUCUAUGAACAACAAAAGGUGGCUGACGGCCAGAAAGCGGUGGCGGAGGCGGCGUUCUUCUCUCGCCGGCAAGCGGCUGACGGUGAACUUUAUGCAAAGAAAAAAGAAGCUGAAGGAUUGGUAGCAUUGGCAGAAGCUCAGGGUGCUUACUUAAGUACAUUACUAGGAGCAUUAGGUGGAAACUAUACUGCUUUGAGAGAUUACUUAAUGAUAAACCAGGGAAUGUACCAAGACAUAGCUAAGAUCAAUGCCAAUGCCAUUCAAGGACUUCAGCCAAAGAUUAGUGUUUGGACCAAUAGUGGUGGUGAUAAUAAAAGUGAGGGAGGAGCAAUGCAGGAGCUCGCCGGAGUUUAUCGAAUGUUGCCGCCAUUGUUCAAGACUGUGCAUGAACAGACAGGGAUGAUACCUCCAACUUGGAUGGGUGCAUUGCCUCAAACUUCUACAGAAUGAUAAAAUUAAAUGGUAUUAUUUCAGUGAAUAUAUAUGUGUGUGUGUGUUUGUGAGUGGUUUAAUCAAUAAUAAGGGAACUGAUCUCCUUCCAUAUGUAUGUUUAUAUAUGUAUUAAUGUUGCUUAAUGUUAAUGUUGAACGUUGAUGUUUGAGAGA
This is a messenger RNA of Dioscorea cayenensis subsp. rotundata (Guinea yam), 1683 nucleotides long. Its product is annotated as flotillin-like protein 3. Lineage: Eukaryota; Viridiplantae; Streptophyta; Magnoliopsida; Dioscoreales; Dioscoreaceae. The coding region runs from base 89 to 1528 and encodes 479 amino acids. The transcript has 3 exons. The record is from RefSeq and is a predicted model, not a curated record. Gene Ontology annotation, biological process: protein localization to plasma membrane. Gene Ontology annotation, cellular component: plasma membrane; plasma membrane raft.